Molecule: messenger RNA, 2105 nt
Organism: Cicer arietinum (chickpea)
Lineage: Eukaryota; Viridiplantae; Streptophyta; Magnoliopsida; Fabales; Fabaceae
Product: aspartokinase 2, chloroplastic
Biological process (GO): L-homoserine biosynthetic process
Cellular component (GO): chloroplast stroma; cytosol
Molecular function (GO): aspartate kinase activity
Source: RefSeq, a predicted model, not a curated record
GACAGCCGCCGCAAGAAGUAGCAGAGUACUUUUUGGCUUUUGCUGUCAUUUCAGUGUCCUCUUUCCCAUUUCUCCCUAAAAAUCUCUCCCAAUCCUUCAAUUUUCUGAAAUCUUCAGUUACAUUAUUAAUUUUAGGUUAUUCUCAUUUGAAUUGAAAUAACCAUGGCAACGCAAUUUGGUUGUGUGAAGACCGUGUUCCCUGUUGCUACUAUCAACAGGAGAGUCUCCCAUUGCGAAACACCGUUGUUGUUUCCGUGUCGAAUUGGGUAUGCAUCGCGUGUAUCUCACGCUCCCUUAGUUGGAGUGAGAGUGAGUUGUUGCAGCAACAAGGAGAGGGAAAGUGGUGUGGUGUUGGAGAAGUGGGAAGAAACUGAAAAAAGUUACACUUGUGUUAUGAAGUUUGGUGGAUCCUCUGUUGCCAAUGCUAAUAGGAUCAGAGAGGUUGCAAAUCUUAUACUAAGCUUUCCUCACGAGAACCCUAUCAUUGUUCUCUCUGCAAUGGGAAAGACAACUAAUUUGCUUUUAUUGGCUGGAGAAAAAGCUGUAAGCUGUGGAGUUACUAAUGCCAAUUGUAUCGAUGAGCUCAGCAAUAUAAAAGACUUGCAUCUCAGGACAGUAGAGGAACUUGGAGUGGACAGAGAAGUUAUUUCAAAGCAUCUAGAAGAAUUGGAGCAACUUCUUAAGGGGAUUGCUAUGAUGAAAGAAUUGACUCCACGGACUCAAGAUUACUUGGUUUCAUUUGGAGAGUGCAUGUCCACUAGGAUCUUUGCUGCAUAUCUUAAUAAAAUAGGCAUUAAGGCUCGUCAAUAUGAUGCAUUUGAGCUUGGAGUUAUAACAACCGAUGACUUCACAAAUGCCGACAUUUUGGAAGCAACAUAUCCAGCUGUUGCGAAGAGGUUACAUAGUGAUUGGGUUUCAGAUCCUGCAAUUCCAAUAAUUACAGGCUUCCUUGGAAAGGCUCGGAAAUCAUGUGCGGUGACAACAUUGGGUAGAGGGGGCAGUGAUUUGACAGCUACGACAAUUGGAAAAGCGCUAGGAUUGCCAGAGAUUCAGGUAUGGAAAGAUGUUGAUGGUGUUCUAACCUGUGAUCCAAAUUUAUGCCCACAAGCAAAACCUGUUCCAUUUUUGACAUUUGAUGAGGCUGCUGAACUUGCAUACUUUGGUGCUCAGGUCCUGCAUCCACAAUCUAUGAGACCUGCUAGAGAGGGUGAUAUUCCUGUCAGGGUUAAAAAUUCUUACAACCCUACAGCUCCAGGUACCCUUAUCACCAAAACUAGAGACAUGAGCAAGGCAUUGUUAACUAGCAUUGUUUUGAAACGUAAUGUUACCAUGUUGGAUAUUGUAAGCACUCGCAUGCUUGGUCAGUUUGGGUUCCUUGCUAAGGUGUUUUCAAUCUUUGAAGAUUUAGGCAUAUCAGUUGACGUUGUAGCUACUAGUGAGGUUAGUAUUUCCUUGACGUUGGAUCCGUCAAAGCUGUGGAGCAGAGAGCUAAUUCAACAAGAACUUGACUAUGUUGUUGAAGAACUAGAAAAAAUUUCGAGAGUGAAACUCCUAAAGAAUAGAUCCAUAAUCUCUCUCAUUGGAAACGUUCAGAAGUCGUCACUAAUACUGGAGAAGGCUUUUCAAGUUCUUCGAAGUCUUGGUGUCACUGUUCAAAUGAUUUCUCAGGGUGCAUCUAAGGUGAAUAUCUCAUUAGUUGUAAACGACAAUGAAGCAGAGGAGUGUGUCAAGGCUCUCCACAAUACCUUCUUUGAGUCUGAGCUCUCUGAAUUAGAGAAUGAAUGCAUACCUGAAAAUGGUUCUGUUCCUGCAUUAUCUUGAGGAGGAUGCUUUCAAGUUCUUCUAGUUUGAGAGGUAGCAGAUAAAAUUUUAUUGACAUUAUGCGUUUAAGAAAAUUUGGUUAGGACUUGACUUGUGAGGAAUGACGAUGUAUAGUAUGCACUAGUCCAGUUAUUUUCUAGAUCAUAUCUUUAGUGCCUUUUGGGAGCCUUCUCUAAGCUGAGUUGGCUGUCUGAAAGAGAUAUUUUAGGGUCAUUUUAACAAAUGUUUUGAGAACACUUGGGACAUAUAUGAAAAGUAUAUUAGUUAAUAAAUUAUAAAAACAA